AGAAGGGGGCCGGUCAAGGGAAGUGCGACGUGUCUGAGGAGCCUUUUUAUACCUCCUUCCCUGGAGCCCGGCAGCCACCGCCGCCAUCCGCGUCUCUGCGUCCUGGACCCGGGCUCCGCCACAGCCGCAGCAUGUCGGGGGUCAAGAAACAGAAGACGGAUCAGCAAAAAUCCACCAAUGUGGUCUACCAGGCCCAUCAUGUGAGCAGGAAUAAGAGAGGACAGGUGGUUGGAACCAGGGGAGGAUUCCGAGGAUGUACCGUGUGGCUAACAGGUCUCUCUGGCGCUGGAAAAACAACCAUAAGUUUCGCUUUGGAAGAAUACCUUGUGUCCCAUGCCAUCCCUUGUUACUCCUUGGAUGGGGACAAUGUCCGUCAUGGCCUUAACAAGAACCUGGGAUUCUCUCCCGGGGACCGCGAAGAGAACAUCCGCAGGAUUGCAGAGGUGGCCAAACUCUUUGCUGAUGCCGGCCUGAUCUGCAUUACCAGCUUCAUUUCUCCGUUCACAAAGGAUCGUGAGAAUGCCCGCAAAAUCCAUGAGCUAGCAGGACUCCCAUUCUUUGAGAUCUUUGUAGAUGCGCCUCUAAACAUCUGUGAAAGCCGAGAUGUGAAAGGACUUUACAAACGGGCUCGAGCUGGAGAGAUUAAAGGGUUCACAGGCAUUGAUUCUGAUUAUGAGAAACCUGAGACUCCAGAGUGUGUGCUGAAGACCAACUUGUCUUCAGUAAGUGAGUGUGUGCAGCAGGUUGUGGAGCUUCUGCAAGAGCAGAACAUUGUACCCCACACCACCAUCAAGGGCAUCCAUGAACUCUUUGUGCCAGAAAACAAAGUCGAUCAGGUCCGAGCUGAGGCUGAGACUCUUCCAGCAUUAUCAAUUACCAAGCUGGAUCUGCAGUGGGUGCAGAUUCUGAGUGAAGGCUGGGCCACGCCCCUCAAAGGCUUCAUGCGGGAGAAGGAGUACUUGCAAAUUAUACACUUCGACACUCUGCUGGACGGCGUGGCCCUCCGUGAUGGAGUCAUCAACAUGAGCAUUCCCAUCGUACUGCCCGUUUCUGUGGAUGACAAGUUGCGGCUCGAAGGGUGCAGCAAGUUUGCCCUGAUGUAUGAAGGUCGGAGGGUGGCUAUACUACAAGAUCCUGAGUUCUAUGAGCAUAGGAAAGAGGAGCGUUGUUCCCGAGUGUGGGGAACAGCCACUGCAAAGCACCCCCACAUCAAAAUGGUGAUGGAAGGUGGGGACUGGCUCGUUGGUGGAGACCUGCAGGUGCUGGAGAGAAUACGGUGGGAUGACGGGCUGGACCAAUACCGCCUAACGCCACUGGAGCUCAAGCAGAAGUGGAAAGACAUGAAUGCUGAUGCGGUGUUUGCAUUCCAGUUACGAAAUCCUGUCCACAAUGGCCAUGCUCUGCUGAUGCAGGACACCCGCCGCAGGCUCCUGGAGAGGGGCUACAAGCACCCAGUCCUCCUGCUACACCCUCUGGGGGGCUGGACCAAGGACGACGACGUGCCUCUAAACUGGAGGAUGAAACAGCAUGCAGCUGUGCUGGAGGAAGGAGUCCUGGAUCCCAAGUCAACUGUUGUUGCCAUCUUUCCGUCUCCUAUGUUGUACGCUGGUCCCACAGAGGUCCAGUGGCAUUGCAGAUGCAGGAUGAUUGCAGGGGCCAAUUUCUACAUCGUGGGUAGGGAUCCGGCAGGAAUGCCCCACCCUGAGACAAAGAAUGACCUCUAUGAACCUACCCACGGGGGCAAGGUCUUGAGUAUGGCCCCUGGUCUCACCUCUGUGGAAAUCAUUCCAUUCCGAGUGGCUGCCUACAAUAAAACUAAAAAGGCCAUGGACUUUUAUGAUCCAGCAAGGCACGACCAGUUUGACUUCAUCUCAGGAACUCGUAUGAGGAAGCUUGCCCGGGAAGGAGAAGACCCCCCAGAUGGUUUCAUGGCUCCCAAAGCAUGGAAAGUGUUGACAGAUUAUUACAGAUCUCUGGAGAAGAUCAACUAAGUAUCCUUGGUUCUGGUCUCUUUGAAAUGCUCUUCGGCUAAUGAUUUUUUCUAUUUUUGUGAUUAAAUGCUUUAUAUCCAAUUGCUUCUCGAUGACUAAUUUUAAAGUUAGUAUUUUGUAAUGAGGCAAAAAGUUGUGCCUAUAAUUUAAAACCAACUUCAUUAUGUAUAUGAGAACCAUACCGGAGACUAAAUCUUAGGUAAAAACAUUGUUAUACAUUCCAGAAUGAAAGCAGUUUACUCUACUUCAUCCCAGCCGUUGUGUCAGAUUUCUUGAAAAUCUGACAAGUGUCUAGUUGACUUGCCCAAACACAAGCAUACUUAACUUUGCCAAGCUGGAACUUACUGGAAGUAAUAAUGUCACUUACCAGAAGUAAUAAACCAUACAAACAGCCUCUUCUAUGUAACUAACAAAAAAAAAAAAAUCUGUCAGCCUAAAGGAAAUGUGGUUCACAUAAGGAUUUUUUUACCUCAUGACUAUAAAGUCUCACUGCCCAACGUAUGAAGUGAAGAUGCAACUGGAAGAAAUAUGUGUGAAGAUGUGAAUUAAAUCUUAAAGAAAUAUGUGACUUACUUCUGCUGUGAAAAUGACAUGGUCUUGCAGGAAGAGAAGUUCUAGUAGCCUUCUAUGAAUAGUAACUCCAGUAUUGUGGCACUUGCCAGUAGUGUAGUGUGCUUUGAUGAAAAGAAUUCCUCCCAGGGACUAAUUCUCCAUCAGGAAUACUGUUGAAAACUACAUUUCCCACACUUUGCUGUGGCCAUAGUUAUCUUGAAGAGGCACCUAUCUGAUUGCAGCUGUAACCAAAACUGACCCACAGAUUAGACUAAGAAGCUAAAACAGUUGGUUUCUGCAGAAAAGGUAAAACCCAAACCUCAUCUGAAUGCAGAGAGAUGACUGAGAGCUGCUGAGACCGUAACACAGAAUAGCCAUUACCAAACCCUGCUGACACUGAGCGCCCAACCACCACACUCCUAAGCUAGGUCCCUGUCUACAUUAGACAGCACAGGAGCUGGUUCUGAUUCCUCGAAGCUACUUAACGAAGGUCUCCUGGAGAAUGCUAAAAAGUGGCCUUCUUGGAGACGGAAAGGUUCAGGGUAUCCCAAACUCUUAAUGUUACAAGCUUCCAGGUGGCGCCUGUUUUGAGAAAUCUCUUGAUAAUUUUUAUUUUCUAAGAGGUAAUUCUUGUAUUUUAUGUAUGGUUCAUUGUUCAAAGGAAAAUGUAACAUAAAACAUUUUAUAUACAGGUUUCUCUGGAAGAGACCUCAAACUGAAAAGAGAAGCUGAUUUUUUUUCAUACUGCCAGUUUUUUUUAAAAAAGCUAAUAAAAGCUCUUUUGAGAGUAAGUUACGUACCAUGACCACAGCAAAGUGAGUCUUCAACUGUAUAGUGCCUGUGUUCAUCUCUGUCACAGCUUCUCACUGCUGCCUCUGAAACUAUGUAUUCAUUGAGAACAUGGCAUUGUAGUGCCUUACCAAAUGAAAAAAAAAUUGUGAUUUUUAAAGACACAGAAAGCUGCCUUUCUGCUCUAGUACUAGAGUUAGUAUAACUGUUUCAGUGUCCAAAUGAUGUUUGUUCUUACUUCAAUAAAUCUCUCAAAGACCA
This is a messenger RNA of Mesocricetus auratus (golden hamster), 3593 nucleotides long. RefSeq names its product 3'-phosphoadenosine 5'-phosphosulfate synthase 2 (gene Papss2). Lineage: Eukaryota; Metazoa; Chordata; Mammalia; Rodentia; Cricetidae. The coding region runs from base 132 to 1991 and encodes 619 amino acids. Gene Ontology annotation, molecular function: sulfate adenylyltransferase (ATP) activity; adenylylsulfate kinase activity; ATP binding. The record is from RefSeq and is a predicted model, not a curated record. Gene Ontology annotation, biological process: 3'-phosphoadenosine 5'-phosphosulfate biosynthetic process; sulfate assimilation. The transcript has 13 exons.